CUGAUCAAAGAGUACCGCAUCCCCAUGCCUGUGAGCGUGGAGGAGUACCGUAUCGCCCAGCUCUACAUGAUCCAGAACAGGAUACUGAACUGAUGACGGUCAACAGAACAGAGCAGAUCCCUGCAGGCCUGAGGCUCUGUGAAACCACAUCCAGGAAGGGCUGCUGAGAUUCACUUGCGUACAGAUCUUACCAAGGGUUCAGGAAUGUUCAGGGUGUUGAGAGAGUGUCUGGGUGCCAGUGUCUGUCGCCGAGUGGGAGUUUUCUGGGCCGCGCGAUGCGCGGGCGGAGUUGGAAACCAGACGGCGCUGGCACGGUGGGCUUCCAGUCAGUCGGAGCAGACGGCUGAGCCCUGCCGAGCUCCUCGCCACAGCCGGCAUAUGCGCGAAGCGUGGCGUGAGCUCCUGCCAGCCGCCGAGAGGUGGGCGGAGCCGAUCACUCGGAAGCUCUCCAGCUGGCAGAAUCUCUCCGUCCACAAACGGAGGCGGAGGAGGCCCGUGGUGCCAUCUGAGACGAGGGGGAGACCUUGGACGUCGCUCUGGAGGAUGGCGCAACGGGACUGCUUUGGACAGAGCUGGGUGUCAGGUGGCCCCCUUCCAACGACGUGUGAUGAGGAAUAAAGAUCAGAUAGUGAUGCUGAGUGAUGUGAAAUCAAGCUCUCAGAAUAAGAUUUUAUAUCUCAAAAUGAGGUUGAUUUAAACAAAGGCCUUGAUUUGUCUGAAUGCUUGUAGUUCUUGUGUAAGCUGUUGGAGAUAUUGCCCGUUACCUGUGGUUUCGUGGUCUCCUUGGUAACCUGAUUCUUGCAACCAAUAGACUAUAACCUUGUUACAGGUGCUGAUUGUCUGGCUCCAGGGGCGUGCUCUGUCGUUACCAGACUCUCCAUCUGUCAUGCGUCCACCUUUCCCGUUUUUCCCGCAGAAAAAGAGUCGUGAGGAGAGCGAGGGCGAGGGCAGCGGCGUGGAGAUCCUGGAGAACCGGCCGUACACGGAUGGGCCCGGCGGUUCGGGCCAGUACACCCAUAAAGUCUACCACAUCGGCCAGCACAUUCCCAGCUGGUUCCGCUCCAUCCUGCCCAAGGCUGCGCUGCGCGUGGAAGAAGAGUCGUGGAAUGCCUACCCCUACACCCGCACGCGAUACACCUGUCCCUUCGUGGAGAAGUUCUCCAUCGACAUCGAGACUUAUUACAAGCCUGACACGGGGAGGCAAGUGGAUGUCUUCAGCUUGUCCACUGCAGAGAAAAGGCAACGAGACAUCGACCCGAUAGACAUUGUGAAGGAUGUCAUCGCCCCGCACGAGUACCUGGCGGAGGAGGACCCCAAACUGUACCGGUCGUUGAAGACCCAGCGGGGGCCCCUGUCGGACGACUGGAUCGAGGAGAUCAACAACAACCCCGGCGCCACGCCCGUCAUGUGCGCCUACAAGCUGUGCAAAGUGGAGUUCCGUUACUGGGGCAUGCAGUCCAAGAUCGAGCGCUUCAUCCACGACGUGGGUCUGAGGAAGGUGAUGGUGCGUGCGCACCGUCAGGCCUGGUGCUGGCAGGACGAGUGGUACGGCCUGACCAUGGAGGACAUCCGUCAGCUGGAGCUGGAGACCCAGCUGGCCCUGGCUCAGAAGAUGGCCCAGUUCAGCCUCGGCGAGGAGGUCGCUGACGGCGACACUGCCUCUGGUCCCGAGAAGGAGCAGGACGCCAUGGUGACGGCUGGCGGUGGGGAGGCAGAGGGCCCCGCCCACGCGCUGGGGGACACGCUGCAGACUCGCGGCGAGCUCACCAAGCAGUGGUCGGCCUCGUCAAGGUCCUCCCGCUCGUCCAAACGCGGAGGAAGUCCCUCCCGCCACAGCAUCUCCGAGUGGCGCAUGCAGAGUAUCGCCCGCGACUCGGACGACAGCACCGACGAUGAGUUCUUCGAUGCUCAUGAAGACCUCUCAGACAGCGAGGAGAUAUUCGCCAAGGAGAUCACCAAGUGGAGUUCCAACGACCUGAUGGACAAGAUCGAGACGGUGGAGGCGGACGAAGCCCAUCCUGACCUGUACCAGGAGUCUGGAGUUGAGUAUUCGGAGGCUGGUGAUGUGAAGAGACUUCAUGAGGAUGGUGCCGCCCAGCCGACUCUGCAGACGUCCAAGGUGCACGUUCUGCUGCUGGUCCUGCACGGCGGGAACAUCCUGGACACGGGCAGCGGCGACCACAGCAACAAGCAGGGCGACGUCAACACCAUCAGCACGGCGUUUGACACGGUGAUGCGCGUGCACUACCCUGCAGCGCUGGGACGCGUCGCAAUCCGCCUGGUGCCGUGCCCGGCCGUGUGUGUCGAAGCGUUCUCGCUCGUCUCCAACCUGAGUCCCUACAGCUAUGACGAGGGCUGUCUGUCCAGCAGCCAGGACCACAUCCCGCUAGCUGCGCUGCCGCUGCUGGCUACGUCCGCGCCCCAGUACCAGGACGCUGUUGCUGUGGUGAUCGUCCGAGCCAACCAGGUGUACGCCGACUUCGUCAAGUCUCUGGGAGGGGCGGCGUUCUCCGGGCAGGUGUGUCUGAUAGGGGAUUGCGUCGGAGGGAUCCUGGGGUUCGACGCCCUCUGCAGCAGCAACGUUGCUGUGUCUGAGAGCCAGAACAGUAGCAGAAGAGGGAGUAUAGUAAGUGUGCAGGACACCGACCUGCUGUCGCCGGGCAUCGUCAUCAACAGUAGCCACUGUGCGGGUCCAGGUCCAGGCACGGUGCCGGGUCUGUCCCUGGAGGGCAGUCGGCAGCUGAGCCGUAGCAACAUCGACAUCCCUCGCUCGAGCUGCGGCGACGACCCAAAGAAGCAGCUACCCCGCAAGCGCAGCGACUCCUCCACCUACGAGCUGGACACCAUCAAGCAACACCAAGCCUUCCUGUCCAGUCUUCACUCCAGUGUGUUGCGAAAUGAUCCAGGCUCCCGCAGGUCCAGUAACAGCACUAUGCUGGAUGGCGGUGGUGCUCUGGGCAAGUUCGACUUUGAGGUGUCCGACUUCUUCCUGUUCGGCUCUCCGCUGGGCCUUGUUCUGGCUCUGAGGAAAACUGUCGUUCCAACCCUGGAUGUGGCGCACCUGCGUCCAGCCUGCCAGCAGGUGUACAACCUGUUCCACCCUGCUGACCCGUCCGCUUCGCGCCUCGAACCCCUGCUGGAGAAGAGGUUCCACCUGUUGGCGCCGUUCAGCGUGCCCCGUUACCAACGCUUCCCCCUGGGCGACGGGAACUCGGCCCUGCUGGUGGAGACCCUCCAGAGCAACCCUCAGCUCCUGCUGGACAGUGGAGGCGCAGGGGCAGCCCGUUGCCAUGACGCCCUGGGCGAGACCUCCAUCCCUGUUCCUGUGCUCAACUGGCAGGCUGCGCCAGCCCCACCUGAGUCGGACGUGGUGCCCUCCCACGGGGGGAUGUUCUUGGAGAACUCGUCUCCCGCCUCGGCGCCGACGUCCCGCAGCCCCCGACGGGCCAGUGAGGUCAGCAUCGCCAGUCAGGUCUCAGGACUGGCGGACAGUUACUCUGCCUCCAACAUCGCCAACGUUGCUGCCCGCUGGUGGGGCACCAAGCGCAUUGACUUUGCCCUGUACUGCCCUGAUGCUCUCACUGCCUUCCCCACGGUGGCACUACCUCACCUGUUCCACGCCUCGUACUGGGAGUCCACAGACGUGGUGUCCUUCCUGCUCCGACAGGUAAUGCGGCAUGAGAAUUCUGGUAUUCUGGAGCUGGAUGGGAAGGAGGUGUCGGAGUUCACUCCAUCUAAACCACGAGAGAAGUGGCUGAGGAAGCGAACGCACGUUAAGAUCAGGAACGUCACGGCGAACCAUCGCGUGAACGACGCGGUCUUCACAGAGGACAGCACUCAGGUGGUCACGGCCCGUUUCAUGUAUGGGCCACUGGACAUGGUCACACUGACCGGAGAGAAGGUGGACGUCCACAUAAUGACGCAGCCCCCGUCGGGAGAGUGGGUGUACUUUGACACGGAGCUGACCAACAGCAGUGGCCGCGUGUCCUACGUGAUCCCCGAGAACAAACGCCUGGGGAUCGGGGUGUACCCGGUGAAGAUGGUGGUCAGGGGAGACCACACGUCGGCGGACAGCUACCUGACCGUGCUGCCACGCGGAACGGAGCUCGUGGUGUUCAGCAUCGACGGCUCCUUCGCCGCCAGCGUGUCCAUCAUGGGCAGUGACCCCAAAGUGAGGGCAGGGGCCGUGGACGUGGUCAGGCACUGGCAGGACCUGGGCUACGUGAUCGUGUACGUGACGGGCCGUCCGGACAUGCAGAAGCAGCGUGUGGUGGCCUGGCUCUCGCAGCACAACUUCCCGCAUGGCGUCGUGUCCUUCUGUGAUGGCCUGGUGCACGACCCCCUGCGCCACAAAGCCAACUUCCUGAAGUCGCUCGUCUGCGAGGCGCACCUAAGGAUCCACGCUGCAUACGGGUCCACGAAGGACAUCUCUGUGUACGCCUCGCUCGGCCUGCCCCCGUCGCAGAUCUACAUUGUCGGCAGGCCGACCAAGAAAAUACUGCACCAGUGUCAGUUCAUCGCCGAUGGCUACGCGUCUCACCUGUCGCAGCUGGAGUUCAGCCAGCGCUCACGUCCAGCCAAGUCGAGCAGCACUCGUAUGGCGCUGCGCAAGGGCAGCUUCGGCCUGGGCGCCGGCGGUGACUUCCUGCGCAAACGCAAACACCUGCUGCGCACCAUCUCCUCCCAGCCGGCUCCCUCCGCCCCGCCCGGCCAGAGCGGCCGGCCCGAGCGUGCCCAGAGCCAGUCGGAGUUUGACCGGGAGCGGGAACGGGCCGAGCGCGCCCAGCGGAGCGUGAGCAUCGCGGCCGGAUGCUGGGGCCGUUCCAGCAGGACGGAGGGAGGCGCACAGAGCCCCAAGUAGCUCCUCACGGCUCGGGGGUAGGACUCCACCCAGUCCGGGUGGGAGGCAGGGAGCGGGGAGUCGGGCGGGUUCGGAGUUUGAGGGAAGGCUGGACUGAACUGGGAAGAAGUCUGUAAUGCACUGGCAGAAGUUUUCUAAUGUAGCAUGAGUAGCUGUGGGCAGUGUGGUUCCGUUUUACUGACAAAAGUCAA
Electrophorus electricus (electric eel) is the source of this 5052-nucleotide messenger RNA. The record is from RefSeq and is a predicted model, not a curated record. NCBI's taxonomy places the organism in Eukaryota, Metazoa, Chordata, Actinopteri, Gymnotiformes, Gymnotidae.